This is a messenger RNA of Rhinolophus ferrumequinum (greater horseshoe bat), 2767 nucleotides long. RefSeq names its product SUV39H1 histone lysine methyltransferase (gene SUV39H1). The coding region runs from base 209 to 1447 and encodes 412 amino acids. The record is from RefSeq and is a predicted model, not a curated record. Gene Ontology annotation, cellular component: nucleus. The transcript is spliced from 6 exons. NCBI's taxonomy places the organism in Eukaryota, Metazoa, Chordata, Mammalia, Chiroptera, Rhinolophidae. Gene Ontology annotation, molecular function: zinc ion binding; histone H3K9 methyltransferase activity; protein binding.
GACGCACGCUGGGAAAACGCCGGCGAGCACCCGCCUUCGAGACCGAGCAGAGUGGCGGGAGGGGUCCGGUCACGGCUUGCCGGUUGGUCCGCGGGGGCGCUGCUCGCGGUACGGCACGGCCAAUAGGCUGCGCGUUCUCGGCCACGCCCGCGCGAGCUCUCUUCUCGCGAGGCCGGUUAGGCCCGAAUGUCGUUAGCCGUGGGGAAAGAUGGCGGAAAAUUUAAAAGGCUGUAGUGUGUGUUGCAAGUCUUCUUGGAAUCAGCUACAGGACCUGUGCCGCUUGGCCAAGCUCUCCUGCCCUGCUCUCGGCAUCUCCAAGAGGAAUUUCUAUGACUUUGAAGUCGAGUACCUGUGCGAUUACAAGAAGAUCCGCGAACAGGAGUAUUACCUGGUAAAAUGGCGUGGCUACCCAGAGUCAGAGAGCACCUGGGAGCCACGGCAGAACCUCAAGUGUGUGCGCAUUCUCAAGCAGUUCCACAAGGACUUAGAGCGAGAGCUGCUCCGGCGGCACCACCGGUCAAAGCCACCCCGGCACCUGGACCCAAGCUUGGCCAACUACCUGGUGCAAAAGGCCAAGCAGAGGCGGGCGCUCCGGCGCUGGGAGCAGGAGCUCAAUGCCAAGCGCAACCACCUGGGACGUAUCACUGUGGAGAAUGAGGUGGACCUGGAUGGCCCCCCGCGGGCCUUUGUGUACAUCAACGAGUACCGUGUUGGGGAGGGCAUCACCCUCAACCAGGUGGCCGUGGGCUGCGAGUGCCAGGACUGUCUGUGGGCACCUGUUGGAGGCUGCUGCCCUGGGGCAUCGCUGCAUAAGUUUGCCUACAAUGACCAGGGCCAGGUGCGGCUGCGAGCCGGGCUGCCCAUCUACGAGUGCAACUCCCGCUGCAGCUGCGGGUAUGACUGCCCCAACCGCGUGGUGCAGAAGGGCAUCCGCUACGACCUCUGCAUCUUCCGCACGGAUGAUGGGCGUGGCUGGGGCGUCCGCACUCUGGAGAAGAUCCGCAAGAACAGCUUCGUCAUGGAGUACGUGGGAGAGAUCAUUACCUCAGAGGAGGCGGAGCGUCGGGGUCAGAUCUACGACCGCCAGGGCGCCACAUACCUCUUCGACCUGGACUACGUGGAGGACGUGUAUACCGUGGAUGCCGCCUAUUACGGCAACAUCUCCCACUUUGUCAACCACAGUUGUGACCCCAACCUCCAGGUGUACAACGUCUUCAUAGACAACCUUGAUGAGCGGCUUCCCCGCAUCGCUUUCUUUGCUACAAGAACCAUCCGGGCAGGCGAGGAGCUCACAUUUGAUUACAAUAUGCAAGUGGACCCCGUGGACAUGGAGAGCACCCGCAUGGACUCCAACUUUGGCCUGGCCGGGCUCCCUGGCUCCCCCAAGAAGCGGGUCCGUAUUGAAUGCAAGUGUGGGACUGAAUCCUGCCGCAAAUACCUCUUCUAGCCCUUCGAAGUCUGAGGCCAGACUGACGGUGGGGGCCUAAAGCCACCCAUUCCACCCACCUACUACCCACUGCGCCCCUUCUGUUGAAGAACAACUGCCAGGGCCUCCUGCCUGCCUCCACCCACCCCCACCUGCCCCGGGCCAGGGGACUGUAGUGAGGACGCACUCCGGGAAUCCUCUCUCCCUGUCAUUUGUCAGCACCGGGACUUUCUGCAGGUGGGAUCCCUGGCCCGUGAAGGAGGUACAAGGGGCAAGCCCAACCCAGCCCCAGAAUAGAAAAAUACUUGGUUUUGCACCUGCUUAUUCUGCCUGGAGCUUUCUGGGUCGGUCUGUUGUGGGCCCGCUCCCUGCUGUCCCGAGAGUGGAGAAGCCACCCGAGGGCAGACUGACGUCAGAGCCCAGGCUGCCCAGCCCUCUUGGUUCCCCUGCCACAGAAACUUUGUGCUAAGGAAAGCAAAGGGCUCCCCGGGGCUAGGGACUGAGGCUGCUUUCUGCUCACGUUCACAUGCCCGCUGUGCAUCUGACAAGUAGACACCCAUUGGAAGGGGUGUGGGUGCCCACGGGCCACUGACCAAUGAAAGGAAGGCACUCCAGAUCCCAGCCCUUAAGGUGGACUGGGAUUGAGCUCUGCCUUUGGGGUGCACAGAAGGUGCCUAGGGCACCUCAGAGGGUCCUGGGAACCCUGGCCUGGGUGCGGGCUGCUGGGACUGUUUGGAGCGGGAAGCACGACCAGCCAUGCUGUAGAUAGCACUUAGGACAAAGCUGUAGCGACGGGGAGCGGUGAGGCGCCAGGCGCGGGCUGGGCGGAGCGCCUGUCUGCGUGGACUGUCUCAGGGAAGCCUCGAAAACUCUGGCGGUGGGUCCCAGAAAAGGGCCUGUGUGGCAGAAGGCCAAGUGCAGGGCAAGGAUGGGGGGUGGGGCGGGCUUACCCAUGACGGAAGCCCUGCCGCCUGCCAGCUCCAGGCCCCCAGGCCUUGGGAUUCACUUUGGGUUCACUGGCCUCAAAAGUUCCCUGCCCACAGAUGUACAGAAGGCGAAGGCUCUCAUGGCCGCCUCGCUCCUUGCUUCCCCUGUGAGGUCUUCUCUAGGAAGCCUUCCCUGACUACCUGUGCCCACAGUACCCCUAUGUGAGACUGUGCCCUGCUACCAGAUGCCAGAUGUGUGGCUGUCUGUGUGUCUGUACCCCCUAUCCCCAGAUUUCACUUUCAGGCAUGGACUGAAUCUGAGUCUCCUCUUGUAAUUCUGUGGCCCUACCCAUCCUGGGGUGGGUACCAAUAAAAUGAAUUGUGGACUGAACAAACCAAAGUGUGGGCAUUGAGA